AUGUCCAAGACCUUCACCACCAGCGACGUUUCGUCGCACAACAAGCCUGAUGACUUGUUCAUCAUCGUCGACGGCGACGUCUACGACCUCACAAAGUUCCAGGAUGACCACCCUGGUGGCAAGAAGAUCCUUCAGCGCGUCGCCGGCAAGGACGCCUCCAAGCAGUUCUGGAAGUACCACAAUGAGGGCAUCCUGAAGAAGUACAAGGCCAAGUUGCACGUCGGCUCCCUCGACUCCAAGCCCAAGCCCGUCGAAGCCGCACCCGCUGCCGCUGCCCCCGUCCCCAAGAAGGCGGCCCCCAAGAAGGUCGUUGCCAGCAGUACCGAGGAGUCCGAGCCUAUGGACCCCUUCGGCGACUUGGUUCCCUACGCCGACCCCAACUGGUACCAGGCCUACCAUACCCCCUACUACAAUGAGACGCACGCUGCCCUCCGCACCGAGAUCCGCGAAUGGGUCGAGACAAACGUCGAGCCUUUCGUCGGCGAAUGGGACGAGAAGAAGGAGGUCGACCCCGCGAUCUACAAGCAGAUGGGUGAGCGCGGUUACCUGGCCGGUCUGCUCGGCGUCCACUACCCUACACAGUACACCAACAACACUGUCGCAUCCGUGGCUCCCGAGAACUGGGAUCUCUUCCACGAGAUGCUUCUGACCGACGAGCUGUCCCGCGCCGCGUCAGGUGGCUUUGUCUGGAACGUCAUUGGCGGGUUCGGUAUCGGUUGCCCGCCCCUCGUCAAGUUCGGCCAGAAAGCUCUGGUUGACCGUAUCCUGCCCGGUAUUCUCAACGGUGACAAGCGUAUUUGCUUGGCCAUCACCGAGCCGGACGCCGGCUCUGAUGUUGCUAACCUGACUUGCGAGGCCAAGCUGAGCGAGGAUGGAAAACACUUCAUCGUCAACGGCGAGAAGAAGUGGAUUACCAACGGUAUCUGGUGUGAUUACUUCACGACCGCCGUCCGGACUGGCGGAGAGGGCAUGAACGGUGUCAGCUUGUUGCUCAUUGAGAGAGGGCCUGGUGUCACGACAAGGCGCAUGGACUGCCAGGGUGUCUGGUCCAGCGGUACCACCUACAUCACCUUUGAGGAUGUCAAGGUACCCGUUGAGAACUUGCUUGGCAAGAAGAACCAGGGUUUCAGAGUCAUCAUGACCAACUUCAACCACGAGCGUAUCGGCAUCAUCAUCCAGUGCCUACGCUUCUCUCGCGUGUGCUACGAGGAGUCGGUCAAGUACGCCAACAAGCGUCGCACCUUUGGCAAGAAGCUCUACGAGCAUCCCGUCAUCCGCCUCAAGCUGGCGCAUAUGGCCCGCCAGAUUGAGGCUUCGUACGCGUGGCUCGAGAACCUCAUCUUCCAGUGCCAGAAGAUGGGCGAGACUGAGGCCAUGCUGAAGCUUGGUGGCGCCAUUGCGGGCCUCAAGGCCCAGAGCACCGUCACCUUUGAGUUCUGUGCUCGCGAGGCCUCGCAGAUUUUUGGUGGUCUGUCAUACUCUCGCGGCGGUCAGGGCGGCAAGGUCGAGAGACUGUACCGUGACGUGCGCGCGUACGCCAUCCCGGGCGGCAGCGAGGAGAUUAUGCUCGACCUGAGCAUCCGGCAGAGCAUGCGCGUGCACAAGGCACUGGGCAUGAAGUUGUAA
Messenger RNA from Colletotrichum orchidophilum, 1626 nucleotides. Its product is annotated as acyl-CoA dehydrogenase domain-containing protein. The coding region runs from base 1 to 1626 and encodes 541 amino acids. The transcript has 4 exons. Gene Ontology annotation, molecular function: flavin adenine dinucleotide binding; oxidoreductase activity, acting on the CH-CH group of donors. The record is from RefSeq and is a predicted model, not a curated record. Lineage: Eukaryota; Fungi; Ascomycota; Sordariomycetes; Glomerellales; Glomerellaceae.